AUGAAACUGUUGCCUCCAGAGCGGAGAUCGACUAUCGAUGACAUCCUGAACUGGUCAAAAACUGGUCUCGAAUGGGGAAAGCACAUCACUUCCGUUUUCCCCAUCCCUGGCGGUGUGUUGUCUCCGCAUCUUUUUGCUUUGGUUCUGAACACGUCCUUUGGGCAAUCGCAGGCUGCGAGGACCAAUGAAGAAGAUGUCGAAUCGCUGCUGAUUGAACUCAAACAACUUGCAGAGGUAGUCGGCAAGUCCAAGCACGACAUCGACGAUCAUAUCGAGUCAACGCUCGAAAAGGACCAAGUUCAAGGGGAGAACGCACUCCAAUCUCCGCGAGAGGUCGAAGACCAUUUCAAGAAGUUCGAACUUGAUUUGAGGGGCCUCAGCGACCAAUCCAAGGCUCUCAAGCACAGCAACUUUCUGCCGGCCUGGUUGUUCAGUAGUCGUGACGCUCGGACCAUAUCGAAGAUUAAGAGCGAUGUCGCGAAGGCCAGAGAAUAUUUCGAGACGAGUUGCUUGGUUGCUAUUCAGACGUGGCUGGAGAACAUAGAUAAGAAGCUGCAGCAUAUCACAGUUGCUGUGACGGAUAUAGGAGAUAGGGCGGAAGUUGAACGCAGGGAGGACGCGGACGACCGGAUUCUCGACGCCUUACCUCGCGCAGACGCAGGCUAUAACUCUUCCUUCAACCAACUCAAAGGACGUUUCCUGGAGGGGACGCGCGCCAAGCUUUUUGAGAAGCUGGAGGCAUGGAUCGAGGUCGAUUCGUCGCACAAGCCAAUAUGCGUUCUCACCGGGGGCGCCGGGACCGGCAAGUCUACUGUCGCAUUCGAGCUGGCGAAGCGCCUCGACGAACGGUACCAUCGACUGGGCGCCUCGUUCUUUUUCAUACGCGGUAUCGCCGACUUGGACUCCACUCGACUCUUCUUCCCUACCCUCGCAUACCAGCUGGCGCACUCUCAGGACGUCUUGCGAAAGCACAUCGUAGACUCAGCUCGUGAGCACCUGAAGAAAGGGAGGACCCAGGCGAUGGAACGCGAAGCGCCUGCUCUACUCCAUAAUCCCCUGAGCCUCGUGGGCAAGCAGGACCCUCCUAUCUUUUUGGUCGUCGAUGCAGUUGAUGAAUGCACUGAGGACCCAGUCAAGCUCGUACAGGAGAUGCUCGAUUUCCUCAUGGCCACGACACAACACGGGCCCAUUCGAAUCUUCCUCACUGUCCGUCCAGUGCGGCCCAUUGAGGCCAAACUUUCCUCUGCGAAGUGGACGACGGAUGUUCACACCAUCUCCCUCGAAACCUCCUCGAACGACGCCACCGCGGACAUCUUGGCAUUCAUCAAGGACAGCUUCUCUCGGAUUCCGCAAGGUCCGGAAUUACUCAAGAAGCGCGGAGACAUUGCGUACCGGCUCGCUCAGCAAGCUCAAGGCCUGUUCAUCUACGCCCGUACAGCGAUCGAUUUCCUCGAAACCUAUCCUGGGCCUCUCGAAGAGGGCGUAGGUUUCCUGCUUUCAGAUGUCGCCGAAGAAGCGGUCGCUCUGGGACCACUUGAUCAGCUCUACCUCGUGGUCCUGGAGAAUGCGUUUCCUCCUGCUCAUAUGCAGCAGCUCGUGCUGCGCGCACGCGUCCAGGUCGUGCUUGGAUGCGUCGCCGUGCUCCGGAAUCCUGUAUCACCACGCAUCCUGGAGAAGCUCACACUGCCGACCCGCAGGACGAUCACAUGCCAGGACACGGUGUCUGUCCUGGAUCGACUCCGAUCUGUGGUGAUCUUCGAGAAUGGCUCCGUCGACGAGGCCUUCCGCCCGAUGCAUGCAACAUUUUCUCAAUUUCUCGUUGAUCCGACGCGUUGCACGAACGCAUUGUAUCUGGUCGAUACGCAGCGUCAGCACGCGCACAUGGCAGAUGCAUGUCUCAAGGCAGUGCUAUCGCUCGAGCAGAACAUGUGUCGAUUGGAGGAGUCGGAGUUGGAGGGUUCCAUUCAAGACAUUGCUGACAUCGAGAGCCGUCUGAUCCACGUUCCUCAGCAUGUGCAGUACGCCUGCGUUUACUGGGUGGCGCAUCUUCGCGAGGCGUGCAGACCCUUGACGCAUGCUGGCCACGGGUGCUUCUGCGGCGACCUCGUGGUGCUACUUGAGAACUUCGUCGCGAACAAGAUGCUGCAAUGGAUGGAGACUCUGGGACUGAUGGGUAGGGUCGAUGGUGCGAUGGAUGCCCUUGGCGCGGCGAGAGAUUGGUUGCCUAGGGAGCCUCAGUACACCCACAUACGCGAACGUAUUAAUCACGGACGACAGAUACUCUUCAACCACACCGAUGGUAUACGCAAUUGCCCCCAUUCAGUGUACAAGGUCUCAACGCAGGAGGAUGGGGACUUCACACUCAACGCCAUUCUCCGUCAUCGUCCUGCGAUUGUAAGCGACUACGGGGCCUGA
Molecule: messenger RNA, 2415 nt
Organism: Dichomitus squalens LYAD-421 SS1
Lineage: Eukaryota; Fungi; Basidiomycota; Agaricomycetes; Polyporales; Polyporaceae
Exons: 7
Coding region: 1-2415 (804 amino acids)
Source: RefSeq, a predicted model, not a curated record